AUGACCAACACAGUGACGGUCAAGAACAUCUCGGCCAAGACCGACGAUAAGGAGAUUCGAGACUUCUUUGCCUUCUGCCCAAGCCUAAACGUGCAUUUGGACGACGAUAUGCUGACUGGUUAUUUCGAUGACAGCGGCAAGAUCACGGAUCUUCAGGUCAACGCCGAGGGCGAUACCAAGAGCGCUACCGUCGUCUUCGAGAAGGAAACAGCUGCCAAGACAGCCCUGCUACUCAACAACACCCAGCUCGGUCCCUCUCACAUCUCGGUUACUACCGACUCGCCUGUCGGUGACGGUGCCCACCCUGAAAAGACCAACGCAGACCGUGACUCGGAUGAGAUCACUCAAGAGGAUAAGCCACGAGCACGCAUUUUGGCUGAGUACCUUGCUCACGGUUACGUGGUCGGCGACGCGGCCCUUCAAAAGGCCAUCGACUUGGACCAGCAGCACGGAGUCUCGUCGCGGUUCGUCGGCACUCUUCAGAACCUUGACCAAAAGUACCACGCCACCGAUCGUGCCAAGACAGCCGACCAAAGCUACGGCAUCACCACCCGAGCCACAUCUCUGCUUUCUGGCCUCAACUCGUACUUCGAGAAGGCUGCCAGCACCCCGACCGGCAAGAAGAUCGUUGACUUCUACACGCAAUCGUCUAAACAGGUUCAAGACAUCCAUGCCGAGGCCCGCCGGCUUGCUGAACUCAAGAAGCAGGAUGCCGGUGGUAGCGCGGCCAGGGCUGCUGGUCUGGAGAAGAUCCUAGGUACCGGUAGUGCUGGCAAUGAGAAGCCGAAAGAUGGUGCUUCGGAUUCGCCCGCCGCCGUUCCUGGGACGGUGCCUGCCAGUGGUGGUGCCACGACCACUGAGAAGCCCAAGACGAACCCAGUUGAGCCUGACCCCAAAGUUUGA
Pyricularia pennisetigena is the source of this 903-nucleotide messenger RNA. RefSeq lists its product as uncharacterized. The coding region runs from base 1 to 903 and encodes 300 amino acids. The record is from RefSeq and is a predicted model, not a curated record. The transcript is spliced from 2 exons. NCBI's taxonomy places the organism in Eukaryota, Fungi, Ascomycota, Sordariomycetes, Magnaporthales, Pyriculariaceae. Gene Ontology annotation, molecular function: RNA binding.